AUGAACGCCCUCCCCAAGCAGAAGCGCAAGCUCUGGCGGGGCCUCUCCGUGGAUCUCCACAAAAACCCACAGUACAAGGUGGGCGGUACGGUAGUUUGGUGGGGCAUCUCCAGCUGCACCUCCGACCAUAACGUCGCCAAGAACUUCGCCAAAGGCUGCGGAGGAAAAUGCACCGUCAUCACAGUGGAGUCGAAGACGGCCGCGGACAUCUCUCAGGUGACUUUCUACAGCAACGAGAAGGAGAGCCUCUUAAGCCCCGGGACAGAGCUGAAGGUGAAAAGCAACAAGAUGUCCGGGAGUGUUUGCGAAAUCACCCUCGAGGAAGUCGGCCGACGUCUCAACUGA
This is a messenger RNA of Symbiodinium natans, 345 nucleotides long. NCBI's taxonomy places the organism in Eukaryota, Dinophyceae, Suessiales, Symbiodiniaceae. The record is from the annotation of a GenBank genome assembly.